AUGGGGGAGAACUGCACCCAAGUCACCCAGUUCCUCCUGCUGGGGCUUACAGAGUUGGAAGAGCUCAAGGGCAUCCUCUUUGCAUUUUUCCUGCUCAUCUAUUCAGUCACCCUCUUGGGCAAUGUGGGCAUGAUCACUCUGAUCCACAUAGACCCACAACUCCACACACCCAUGUACUUCUUCCUGAGUGUCCUCUCCUUCGUAGACUCCUCCCUCUCCACAGUGGACACCCCCAGGCUGCUGGAGAGCUUCCUUGUCUCAGGCCAGUACAUCCCCUUUGCAGAAUGUGUGGUCCAGUUGGCCCUCAUGAGUCUCCAUGGCACUGCUGAGUGUCUGCUGCUGGCCAUCAUGGCCUAUGACCGAUUCACCGCCAUCUGCCACCCUCUCAUCUACCAUGCCAUCAUGUCCCAGCAUCUUUGUGUUCAACUGGUGGCAGCCACCUAUGCUGCUUCAGUUGCCAAUUCAGCUUUCUUGACUGGGAGCAUCUUCAGGCUUCCCUACUGUGGCCCCAACGUCAUCAACCACUAUUUCUGUGACAUAUCCCCAUUGCUCCAACUUGCGGUCUCCUAUGCCUACAUCCUGGUGACCAUCUGCAGGAUGCAUUCACUGGAGGCCCAGAGCAAAGCACUCUCCACCUGCGCCUCCCACCUCACCCAGAUCUCCAUCUACUAUGGCACCAUCAUCUUCAUGUAUGCUCAGCCAAGCUCUUACAGUUCCACUGAGCAGAGCAAGGCAGUGUCUGUUUUCUACACUGUAGUCAUCCCCAUGCUGAACCCUCUGAUCUACAGCCUCAGGAAUAAAGAUGUGAAGGCUGCUUUGAAGAGGAGAUGCCUUGGCAAGCCUGUCUUCCUAACCCAGCAUGGAGCAUUCUACCCCAAGCCAUAA
Molecule: messenger RNA, 885 nt
Organism: Choloepus didactylus (southern two-toed sloth)
Lineage: Eukaryota; Metazoa; Chordata; Mammalia; Pilosa; Megalonychidae
Product: olfactory receptor 8U9-like
Exons: 2
Coding region: 1-885 (294 amino acids)
Biological process (GO): G protein-coupled receptor signaling pathway; sensory perception of smell
Cellular component (GO): membrane
Molecular function (GO): G protein-coupled receptor activity; odorant binding; olfactory receptor activity
Source: RefSeq, a predicted model, not a curated record